Molecule: messenger RNA, 3660 nt
Organism: Microthlaspi erraticum
Lineage: Eukaryota; Viridiplantae; Streptophyta; Magnoliopsida; Brassicales; Brassicaceae
Source: the annotation of a GenBank genome assembly
AUGAUUUCGGUGAGCAGCAGCGAGGCGAGAAGCGAGAUAGGGUUAGAGUUAGGGCUUGCUGCUGGAAUGGAGGAAGAAGAAAUGAUGGAAGACAACGACUUUGAGGAGGAAGAAAGCACACAUUCUUAUGUUUCUUGCGUUGACCCAGAUGUUGCUCUCUCCUAUAUUGAUGAGAAGCUCGAGAACGUUUUGGGACAUUUCCAGAAGGACUUCGAAGGUGGAGUUUCAGCUGAAAAUCUGGGUGCAAAGUUUGGUGGCUAUGGUUCCUUCUUGUCUAUGUAUCAGAGAUCUCCUGCUUGUAAGAGUCCACCAGAAGUUCAAAACCAAGUGGGUGUUCGUUCUACCUGCUCAGCUUCGUCGGCUGUACCUCAAGUAUCAGUGUGUGGAUCCACUUCAAAAGCUCCUGCUUCCGACGUGUUGGUCAAAUUGAAAAACUUUGUCAAAGCAAGUACACCUGAUAGCAAACAAAAACAUGUCUCGAACACUUCUUCUUCUUCUGCUCCGUCGAAUCAUAAGACUCUCAGACUCCGUAUUAAAGUUGGUUCAAAUGACCUCUCGUCCCUGAAAAAUGCUUCAAAUUGUACUAGUAAGCAAGGCCUCAAUAUGCCACCGUCGACGUCGCGAGUGAAUUCAGCUGAAGAAGGGUUGCUGAAUGGGAUUCAUGAUUCGCCGACUAAAAUUCUCAUGGCGAUGGUGUCAUUCCCUCUGCAUACAGAUCAGCUGUUAUCACCUCUCUCUGAUGAUCUUAUCCUGCUGGCGAAGAAAGACAAUACUAGGAAAGAUGCGUCUGUCAACAAGUCAGACUCCAAAAGUAAACACCAUAUUUUGGGUGUUUCUGAUGCACAAAAGUGUGCUGCUAAGUUUUCCACUGCGAAGCCGAAGAAGGAAAAGUUGAAGGAGAGAGUAAAGUAUAUGCCACCGUCAAACGGAAAUCAUUUUGAAAAAGAAGGUGAUAACGAGUCAUGCGAGGAGCUUGUUUCCAAGACUCUGAAGCUUCCGCUUUUGUCCUGUCUUUCGCCGGCGAAAGAGAUUGAUAAAGUAUCAGAUUCUCAUGUAGAUGAUGUUGAGGGUAGAUUAAGAGGCAAGAACAACGGUGGCCUAGAUGCAGCUUUGAUGGAUUCAAAGCCUGAACUGGAAGGUAAACUAGUGGCAUUUCCAGAUCGAAGAAAAGAUGUGUACCUGACAGAAGGUGAAACAAGUAGAUCAAAGCGGGAGAGAGUUCCAAGUGUUGAACAUGUACAUUAUUCAUCUGUGGAUAAGGUUAGUGAGAGUGAGGCAAGAAAGGAAGAGCAAAGUUUUAAGCCGAAGCUGCCUAAAGCACAUAAGUCGGUAAGAAGUUCAAGCAGGAAUAGUUUGAGAGGAAAGGAUGCUGCUGUAAAUAUGAGUAAUAUGAAUGUAUCAGAUACUGGAGGAUCCGAAGAUAUGUAUAAGGUAUUCUCUGGUGAUUCAGGAGAGUCAAAAGAAGAAAAACAAAGCAGUUUGGCUCUUAAAGCUAAGAAAGAAAAUCUUUCAGAAGUAAAUGGCUUCAAGGAGAGUUUGAGCAGUGUUAGAAACGAUGAAAAGGCAUGUAAUUAUGUUCAUUCGCUAUGUGAACCAGAUUCGAAACAUCUUACCGAUGAAGAUAGGCACAACACUCAGCAGAAUAUUAGAUUGGAAGUGAAUAAUAAGCAUUCUGAUGAAGGAAUUGAGGAUUUGGGAAUGGAACCUGAAAGAGAACUUUCUGGGACUUGUAAGAAGCCAAAGACUGGAAGAUCACGUUUUUCUGCUGGGGAUCAACCUGGAUCCAACAAAAUUCUGGACCUUGUUAACAAAACUACGAUUACUCAAGCCUCUGCCCAAAAAGAGAAGGAUGUUGCUAAGACUUCCUCUCAUGAUGGACGUGAUGAGAGAAAGAGGAAACAGAAGGAAAACAAAGAAAGUGGAGAUUGUAUGAGACCUAGGGAAGCUGCAGUAAUGGAGUCAGGUGGAGAGAAAGUUAGAAACAAGAAGAGGUUUAAGGGUUCAAGCUGUGAUGGAAAGGAGUUGCCUUAUAGGAGUACAAGUUGUGAUAGGGACAGAGGAGUUAGUCAGGAAAAUGGUAGAGAUAAUGCUUCACAUCUACCUUUUUCGGCGUCCUCACCGAGUUUAUGCAAGGAUUUGGGCUCUGAAACUAUCAAAACCAGUUUCCACGAAGCCAAAGAUUCGCUUGUUGAAUCACGUGAGCUUAAAUCAGGGAGAAUCUUAGCAAAGGAUGAACACCGUGAUACUGACUCUAACGCUGGUGAUACGUUAAAGAGAUGCAGAGAUGGUGAAGGUUAUAGCACUAACAAGGCUGCAGAAGUUUCCAAGGAUAAUAAUUUGCGCAUUACAGGGGAAGCCACACACUCUUGGGAUAAAGAAAGAGCAUACGGUGAGAAAUGUUCGACUGAAAUACAUAAACCAAAGAGGUCAGGGAGAUAUUCUGGUGACAAUGGCACAGAAGGUGAAUCUCAACGAAAGAAUAGGGAAGAGAAUAACCGGGUUACGGAGAAGGAAGUAAAAACAAAAGAAAGUAGAAGCAAGAGAAGACCUGCUAGAAAAGAUCCUAUGGAGAGUAGUAAAGAGGACUCAAGAGAAUAUCAAGAUCCUAGUACUAAGGUAGAGAGAAAUGGUAGUCAUUUUCCUGCUCCACAGAAAUCUGAUAGAGAAAAAACUUCCCAUGGGAAAAGCAACCACUUGGAAGUGACCGCUGAGAAACUAAAGAGUAGAUCAGCUCCAGAUCAAGUUGAAGUCUUGAGCCAUGGCACUGAGAUAUCAGAUACAAAGAGACAGAUGAUGAGAAAUGAUAAUCACAGCGUGACACACAAUGCAGGUUCACGUAACCAAAAGCAAAAUGGAAGUAGGCAUAAGAAUCAUGUUGGCUCAAGCCCUUUAAGAAAGGAAUCGACGAUGCAGGCAUUCUCCAACUCACUCAAAGAGGCUACAGCCUUGAAACACAUUGCUGAUCGUCUUAAGAAUAAUGAUGAGUCCCAUCACGAGGGGACUGGUUUUUACUUUCAGGCAGCGCUUAAGUUUCUUCAUGGUGCUUCCAUUUUGGAGUCCUCUGGCACUGAGUAUACCACUCAUAAGAGCAAUGCCGGAUCCAUUGAUAUUUAUGGCAGCACAGCAAAACUUUGCGGGUACUGUGCUCGUGAAUAUGAGAAAUAUAAAGAUAUGGGGGCUGCUGCUCUGGCUUAUAAAUGCAUGGAAGUAGCUUUUCUAAGGAUAACUUAUUCCUCCCAUGGAAGCAUAAGCAGAUGCAGAAAUGAGUUGCAAGCAGCUCUGCAAGUGGUUCCUUCAGGUGAAUCUCCUUCCUUUGCUUCUGAUGGUGAGAAUUCAAACCAAACGUUGGCAGCGGAAAAGGUGGCAUUGUCCAACACUGUGAGGUCAUCCCCUAGUGUAACCGGAAGCCUUGUUAUCUCUUCAGGAAACAAUUCCUCUCUUUCUCAGCUUUUGGAAUUUUCACAAAACGUAAGCUCUGGUAUGGAUGCAUCAAGAAAAGCACAGAUAGCAUUUGCAGCUGCCAAGGGAGGCAAAUCGGGUGAAACCCGAUACAGUAGUGAUGGUAUAGCAUCAAUAAAGAAGGCCCUUGAUUUCAAUUUUCAGGACAUGGACAAAUUGUUGCAUGUGGUGAGGCUUGCAAUGGAAUCCAUAAACCGGUGA